AUGGAAAAAACGAUAUUGAAAGAAAUUCUGGACCUUAUAAAACGGCCUGCAAGCUCAGAAUUACUUGCGCAUGUAUGUGAUCAAGCAUCACUCGUUAUUCCGUGUUACCCGACAACCAACAAUGCAAAUACACUGGCCACAACGGAUGGAAAAUAUGGCGUACUACCACCUUUGGCUUCAUUUAUUGGUUUUAUGGUCAAAAGAGCCUCUGUUCGUGUAGGCACUUUGCUUGGUUGUUUAGUAUUCCUUCAGAGGUUACAACAAACCUUAUUUCACGUUGCUAAAGGAAUGCCUUGUACUUCUUACCGCAUCUUUUUAGCUACUCUGAUUGUUACAUCCAAAUCAUUACACGAUACUUCACCUAAAAACAAACAUUGGGCCAGAUAUGCAAGCUAUUUUACGCUGCCUGAAAUUAAUUUAAUGGAAAAGCAGUUGUUGUCCUUACUGAACUAUCAUGUCAUUAUCUCUCCUUCUGAUUUAGCCAAUGUUUAUAUUCGAUUCAAAAAGAGUUGUUUGUCCCCAACGAUUCAAUCGCCUGUCUUUAUGAAGCCUGUUCCAGCUGUGCUGACAAGUACUCAUACGAAUGAUAUAGAUAUGCCUAGUUAUGCAGCCUUGUAUUCUCACUCAAACAAAAAGUUCUCUCUAUCAAACACAUCACUUUCUUCUACUGAAUCUGACUCUUCUGUGGAUACUCUUACAGACGAACAAACCACCCAACACUAUUUCGCUCAAUCAAUGGAAGACAAACUACCUCCAAAAGUACAUUGUAAAAGCAGAAAACCAUUUCUUGUGAACAUCUUGCUCUAUGAUAAAGACAGUAACUAA
Molecule: messenger RNA, 825 nt
Organism: Gilbertella persicaria
Lineage: Eukaryota; Fungi; Mucoromycota; Mucoromycetes; Mucorales; Choanephoraceae
Exons: 2
Coding region: 1-825 (274 amino acids)
Biological process (GO): regulation of cyclin-dependent protein serine/threonine kinase activity
Cellular component (GO): nucleus; cyclin-dependent protein kinase holoenzyme complex
Molecular function (GO): protein kinase binding; cyclin-dependent protein serine/threonine kinase regulator activity
Source: RefSeq, a predicted model, not a curated record